AUGACGAAACGCCACUCGCCGCGGGAGCCUUCUUUCACGCCCGUGUCCACAAACGCCGACUCUGACGACGAUGGUAUCAUAGAAGAAGACCUGCACAAGCCAUCGAAGCGAUUGAAAGCGGCGCACGGCUCGGCAGCCGACUCAACAUCGAUUCCUGUCAUUCACGAACCCGAGGACGAGGCAGAAGACGAAGCAGACCACGCCAACGAGACGGACAGCAAACGAGACGCCAAGCAAGACAAGCUGGCCAUCAAAACUGAAGCCGGACUUGAAGCGGAGGCCGACAUUGACGUCGACGCCACCCAGCUCAACGACGCGAACACACAGCUGGUCGAGACCAUGUCGAACAUCUCGGAAGACACAGAAGGCGAGGCGCCCCAUGUCCGAGGCACGGGCUCUCUGCCGGGCGACGACGACGGCUUCGGACAGGUCACCGUCUGCGCCUGGGACGGCUGCAAGACCGGAGACCUGAGCACUAUGGACAAGCUGGUCGAGCACUUGCACGCCGAGCACGUCGAGGGCAAGCAGCGGCGGUACACGUGCGAGUGGAUUGGGUGUCCGCGGAAGGGCAAGGGGCACGCGAGCGCCUACGCACUCAAGGCCCAUCUGCGCAGCCACACGCGAGAGAAGCCGUACGUGUGCUACCUGCCAGAGUGCGCCCUAGCAUUUGCGCGCGCCGAUGCGCUCAACAAGCACGUCCGCAGUGCUCACGACAUUGACCUGAUGCGGUCGAUCGACCCGCCUCGCGCCGUGCAUGCGGGUGGCAUCAGCGGCAAGAACAGCAUCGGUUACGGGGCAUCUCUGAUGAACGGAAAUGGCAGCGCUGCCAACAGCACCAACACCGGAAGCGGCGGGCACAAGAGCGCUUCGUCCAAGCUCAAGAUCAUCAUCAAGACGCCACAGUCACACGCCGCCGGCCAGGACGACUCGGUGGACUACGGCCCGGCCCAGCACCGCAGCUUCACGUUUGUCAACGAGCCUGGCCCCGACGAGACGACGCUGACGUGCGAGCAAGGCUUCACGGCGCGCGAGCUGGAGUUGCCGCUGGAAAAGCUAUACGCGCUGUGCCGCUGCCAGCUGCGGUGGGCCGAGACGGAGAACGAGGAGCUGCGCAAGGAGUGUGCGACAUGGGAGGAUGAGUACCACCAAGCAUGGCUGGAGUGCCAGGUGCUGCUGGACCAGGUGCUCCAGAGCGAGAAGGACUGGCACAAACGACGGCAGGCGGUACUGGCCAGCCUGGCCGUUGAGGAGCGGCGGACGGCAGCAGCGGCAGCAGCAGUGGCAGCAGCGCAAGGAGGCGUGCCCGGAAUCAAGGACGAGGACGAGGAUUCGGUGGGCGACGAGGACAACGACAACGGCGACGGCGACGGGGAUGGCGACGGGGAUGGCGACGGCGACAGUGACGAUAACGGCAUGGAUGCCGACGUGACGAUGGACGGCUAUUCCUUUGCUGACGUCUCAUCCUUCUCGGUUGUCGGAUCGCAGCUGCGACAUCAGGUAUCCUAG
Grosmannia clavigera kw1407 is the source of this 1506-nucleotide messenger RNA. Its product is annotated as c2h2 finger domain containing protein. Lineage: Eukaryota; Fungi; Ascomycota; Sordariomycetes; Ophiostomatales; Ophiostomataceae. Gene Ontology annotation, cellular component: nucleus. Bases 1 to 1506 code for a protein of 501 amino acids. Gene Ontology annotation, biological process: regulation of transcription by RNA polymerase II. Gene Ontology annotation, molecular function: DNA-binding transcription factor activity, RNA polymerase II-specific; RNA polymerase II cis-regulatory region sequence-specific DNA binding. The transcript has a single exon. The record is from RefSeq and is a predicted model, not a curated record.